Molecule: messenger RNA, 1197 nt
Organism: Aphanomyces invadans
Lineage: Eukaryota; Oomycota; Saprolegniomycetes; Saprolegniales; Verrucalvaceae
Exons: 3
Coding region: 1-1143 (380 amino acids)
Molecular function (GO): calcium ion binding
Source: RefSeq, a predicted model, not a curated record
AUGUCCAAGGAAGAGUUCGUCGAGAUGAUGACUUCGUUCGUGUUUGAUGUGCAGCAGAGCGUGGGUUUCGACACGGACGCUUCGCGUACGCUCUUGGCGAUGCUCGAUGUAGCGCUUGCACCACUUCGUUCGCGUUGCCAGACCACGCACGAUGCCGUCGCGCACUUGGAGCGUCAUAUCGGCCGGAUCCUCGUUCGUCGCUAUGGUGACAUUCGGACGCGAUUCCUCCGCUUCGAUCGGCAAACCAGUGGGUACAUGAGCUACUCGGACUUUCGAAGUGCCCUCGAUGUCCUCAACUUGGAUGUCGACCCCUCCGUCCUUGCCCGACUCUUUCAAAAAUACGAUCCGCAAGGACAAGGACGCAUUAACUACACCAACUUCUUGCAUCUCGUUCAUGCAACCGACUCGGAGCCUCCACGGUCCGAAGCCCACGAUGCAUUGGCGUCGCUGGCGCUCUGCGGACCUCCCGUCGACACCGACGACUUGGCGUUACUGGAACACCGGCGCACAGAAGAGCUCGUGGCGCAUAUUCGCGCAAAGUUGUAUCAGCGCGGCAUGUCCGUUCGCGACUUGUUUUUGCAGAUGGACCAAGGCAGGUACUCGUUCCUCACCCUGGGCGAAUUGCACCAUGGCUUCAAAUCUAUCAUUGGCGUCGACAUGCACAUGAAGGAGCUCAUGUACUUGACCCGACACUUCACCCGAAAACAGGACCAGCUAUCGCUCGUCGAUUUCGGCAAGCUCUUGGAAGGUUUCUCGAGUUGGCACGGAUCAACCGUGUCACGGACCCAGAGGGACGGAGCAAACGCAAUCAAGACGGCCGCGGCCCAAAUCAGCACUGCAAGGAUAUCCCAGUCGUCGCUUGCCGUGGGUACCUCCGCCCCCUCGUGUUUUGACCCAACUUUUGAAGCCAAGCUGGCAUCGGUGCUCCAAGACAAAGGCAUGCCGCUACGGAGACUCUUUGAUUUGAUGGCCCCGCGGGGGUCGCUCGCGCCACUGGCGUUCCACAAGCACCUGUGUCGAUGGGGGCUGGACAUUCCAGACGAAGCCGACGUCGUCCGCCUCGUCGCGUAUUUUGACACGAACGGAAAUGGUGCGCUCGAAUUCAACGAAUUCGUUCGAUUGUGCCAGCGACUCUGCCGAUAACAUAGAGAAGUGCCAUAAAAUGAAAAACGACGCCAUGUCAUGCGCGCGAUCCCA